This is a messenger RNA of Neodiprion fabricii, 4642 nucleotides long. RefSeq lists its product as uncharacterized. Bases 633 to 4421 code for a protein of 1262 amino acids. Gene Ontology annotation, cellular component: nucleus. Gene Ontology annotation, biological process: positive regulation of apoptotic process; protein phosphorylation; intracellular signal transduction. The record is from RefSeq and is a predicted model, not a curated record. Gene Ontology annotation, molecular function: protein serine/threonine kinase activity; ATP binding. The transcript has 7 exons. Lineage: Eukaryota; Metazoa; Arthropoda; Insecta; Hymenoptera; Diprionidae.
ACUUUGAUCGGUUCGGAGCCGCGGUGCAGGAGCCGGACGAUGCUGGCGCGGAUCGACAGUAACGUAUCCGCGCUGGACCGCGCAGGAAGUCAGCAGCGAGCGAGAGAACGGGCGCCUCUCUCGAGAGGAAGAGGAAACGGACGAAGAGGAGGUUUCGCCGAUCAGGCAUGUGAAAUUAAUGCUCGCGCGGUUUCGUACGGAGAUUGCACGAGACGUCGAUUCGCCGAACGAUUUCCGGUUGUGCCGAUUACCGCAGUCGCGCGCGGCAAUUACGAACAGUCCUCGAAAUCGUAGGGAGAGUAAAAAACAAAAGUAGGAUUUCUACGGUGUCGCUCGUCAGUGCGUGCGGUGAAACUCGAGCUUGCAACACCGGCGAGAGAAGUUGAAGAAUCGCGUUUAUCACAGAUCGACUCGAUUGUCCGCCGAUUCUCUUUUCGCGUAAAUCGCGGAACUGUGAGUUUGAAAAUCGGUGCUGCUCUUGCGAAUUCGCGCCGUCGGCUCGUGAUGGGAUCAGCUGUGCUGACGCCAUCGGUCGACUGGUGAACGCGAGGCUUUGAGCGCGCUGCCGAUUCCGAAAUCGACGUUGCAAGAUCGGCGCCGGCGCCCUUCUGCCUGGCACCAUUUUUGCUGACAUGAUAUACCCCUCGAGUCAUCAGGCUCCGACGAUGUCCUCCGCCAGGAAAAUUUCACCCAGACCGCAGCACCGAUCCGGGAAAUCGGCACCGACGCCGAACUCACCGUCACCCUCGAAGGGCCGACGGACUCUCGAUCGAAACGGCGGGGCCGAACGCUGUCGCGGAAGGUGCAGAGUUCAGUGGAGCGAGAAACACGUCAAGGAGGGCCUCGUCCUUGUCCAGGAGUCGCAGCUCGCCCGAGUCGUCAAGACUGGACCGAUUUCCGAACACUACGAAAUCGAUCCGAAGCCCUUCGCCAGCGGACAAUGGGCAAAGGUUUACCGAUGCAGAUCUCGAUCUACGGGGAUCGUCUACGCGGCAAAAUACUCGUCGAGAAAUCGGUUCAACGCCGAUUGCAGCGCUGAACUUCGACACGAAAUAGCUCUCCUCUCGCUCUGUUCCCAGUCGCCGCGCGUCGUCCGACUUCACGACGUCUACGAAACCCCGAAGGAAAUCAUCCUGGUGAUGGAAUUCGCUCCGGGAGGUGAUCUUCAGACUCUGAUAGACGGCGACUUGGUCCCUCUGGAAGGCGACGUGGUCCACUUCGUCCGACAGCUGGUGGAAGGCCUCGCCUAUCUCCACGAGAGGAACAUCGCUCACCUGGAUAUAAAGCCUCAAAACUUAGUGAUGAUGGGGGCUUUCCCUGAGUGCGACGUGAAGCUGUGCGAUUUUGAGAUUUCGCGAGUUGUGCUGGAAGGAACGGAAGUCAGAGAGAUACUCGGGACGCCGGACUACGUGGCUCCCGAAAUUCUGCACUACGAGCCCAUCACCUUGGCAGCUGACAUGUGGUCCCUUGGAGUGACGACAUACGUGUUACUGACUGGAUUUUCACCAUUCGGAGGAGACACAGACCAGGAAACCUUCCAGAACAUCUCACUCGGUGAAGUUGAUUUUCCAGAGGAAUUAUUCGAGGACGUUUCAUCACAGGCGAAGGACUUUGUGGCCAGACUCCUCGUGCCGGAUCCUAGAGCACGCAUGAACGCCAAACAAUGUCUUCGUCACGAUUGGCUCCGCGGUGCUCCGACUCAGGCUUCGCCGCACCUUCGAAGGUAUCUGUCAAAGUCGCGAGAGGUGUUGCUGGAACGAGUCGUAAGCCGGGAGAACCUGAGGAGAGCGACGCUCCUGAGCCAAGCGAGGAGCCACGCGAAUUUGUCGGAGGGAAACUGCAAGGGGAUCCAAGGACUCGGGGGAAAUUUGAGCCAAAGCGAGAUGUGCCUGCAGAGCUACGGCAUGACCGGAAGUCAAAUCAGCCUCCCGGGAAGCGAGGACGGCGUCAUAAGUCCGUCGGACUCGCAAGUCAGCCUCGAGUCAACGUAUCAGAACGCCGAGUUUGCGCUGAGUCAAAGUUGCCUGCUUAACAAAGAGCAGACUCAAGGCCUGCUGAGUCAGGCGCAGAGCAAAUCUCACGCCAACUUGAGCCACGGACCGAGCAGAGGAAUCCUUUCGAGGAUGAGAAACUUGAGCGAGACUCAGUCACAGUUCUGUCUAUUGAACAUGGCGAAGAACAUUCCUCGGCACGUGAUGAAUCCGCUCUUCAGCAGGUCGCGGGAUAAGCUAUACGGCCUCAAAAGCCUCUCCAAGUCCCAAGGAGUCCUGGACAUAUACAGGAGCCUGGAGUGCCUCAAGACCAGGAAGAACCAAAGGGCAAGAACCGAAGAUAUGCUUCCCGUUUUCAAACAACUAAGCGCUGACAUCGCGGCAUCUAAUGCUUCCCUCGGGUCUGCGGAUUGGAGUCUGGACUCGGGCCACACUUCGGAUUCGCUCUACCAAACCGGUGGAGACGAGGUUAAAACGGACGGGAAUAGGAACGACGCUAAAGUGAACCUUGGAGCGAGCGGAGAUCCGGUGAAGACCAAUUCCAGUCAUCCGAACGGACAAAACUCGAAUGGAGCCGUAUCACCGGAAAAUGACAAGCCAGAAGUUGAACGUUCCCUGGGUAAUGGAAGGGUUUGUUCUACCCAGAAGCCAGAAAGCGCUUACGGAAAAUCCCUGACCAUUGAGUCACUAGUUGGAGCCACAAAAAACCCUUCUUACGAUUCUGAAGGUAAUCUGGACUCCUUGCAGUCAGUGGAAUCUAUCGAGUCAGUUGAGUCUGACACGCUGACGGAAGACUCGGACGAAACCCCGAACAGGUUGUCAGUCAAGCAGCCUAGCAAGCGGCAGAAUUCGGACAUAUCGAGUCAUUCGAACAAUUCCGGUAACUCCGACGAAAAGGACGAUCACUCGGAGUCGGAGAACGACGAACCGAAGUACACGGUUGCUCAGUUGGUUUCGGCGUUCAACAAGCAUCAGGAGGUCGCCUCGAAGACGAGCCUAGAGGCUAUUAUGACGGAGAAGAGAAUAAACGAGGUCAAUUUUCCCACCGGGCCGAAGGCUCUCAGGCUUUUCAUACCUGAUAUAAACAUCACGGAGAGCACGAUAGUCAGGCGAAAGACCAGCUACAAGCCGAGGAAGAACUGGGAGGAACUGAGGAAAAUGAACGAGAGAAACGAGGGCGUGACGAAGAGGAAUUUCGACGACUCCGGGAACGAAGACGAGGACGACGAUGACGAUAAAACAGCUUCGGAUCACGCGUCAGCGGUGGAUAACGAAAGUGUUCAUAUUUUCGAAAGUUCCGCGAACGUUACCUCUGAUACACGACGAUCGAAUGAGAGUUCGGUGAGCGCGGUAAAUUGUGAGGAUUCGAAUGCAGUGGAUCGGGUUAAGAUUGUGAUAGAAAUAGGGGGUAUCGAAGAUGCUGCGACGUCUCUGGAAGACCGUGAGAACGUGAAAAUCGAUGAGAAAUACAAGCAGUGCGUUGACGGUGUUGCCUUGCUCGGAAAAGCAGCGGAUCAUCAAACAUCGGGUGGAAAAGUAACGAAAGAGAGACCGGCAAAGGCUGAAACGACGAACCAGAACCGCACGACUACCAAGAGCCACAACGAAAGAGUGGCGAACUAUAUUUUCGCGGAUGUUGCGACCUGUAAGAAGGAAGACAAGAUCGAACCUCCGACCCGGAUGAAGAAGACCUCGGGAAAGGAGGACGGGAGGCCGACACCGAAGGUGGAUAACACCGUGAACCUCAAGGACAUCCUGCAGAGAGUGGACAACUCUCAAACGUCGCCGAAGGAGAAUCUAGAGAAUUUGCGGAAGAGAACGUCGAUCGCCAAGAUCAUACUGAACGACAACUUGACCCUCGACGAGGAUGCCAACAACAACGGGGGCGGCAGUCCAUCCAUACAGAGGGCAAAGAGCGAACCGCCGCUGAUCGUGACACAGGACAACAGGAAGAUGCAGCUCGGCAUUCCGCCGUCUUUCGUUAGGUCAGCAUCCCUCUCGAGUGAGAGCAGCUGCCUGACUCCAUCGAGCGUCCAGUCGGACAUCGGAAUGUCCUGGGAGGACGUCCGCGUUAAUAAAAGCCAAAUUCAGAGUCCAACCGGCAUUGGAUCGAUGGGUCUGGAGAGUAAGAACCUGCAGCGACGAAUCCCUGGGUGGGAAAUAUCGGGAGGAGACGGGUCCCAUAAAGGGCAACUGCAGAGCUGCAACGACGCUAAGGGGGGGUCGACUGUUAGCUUGGAGGAGAAAAAGAUCUGGGGCAAAGUGUGCACGGGUUCUUACACCCGGGCGAUGGAGAAAUUCAACGGUAAAAAUCCCCCCGAAUUGGGUGGGAAAAAAUCGUCGCCAAACUCGUUGGUAGCGUCGCACGAUCAGGCGGAAAAAACUAGGAGAAAAAGCAGCCCCGCCAUGCCGCAGUUCGUCAAUCCCUGAUGCAGAUCUUAGCACGUAGACGUGAUCAAUGUUACCAUGAAGCCAUAUGGCACCGAUCGUUUCGCGGAGAAAAUAGAUUAUAGCGAGACACACCUCGCAGUUCAGGUUUCCAUAGUUAUAAGCCUUCGGACCACAUAGACUGAAAUGAAAAAAAAAAAAAAAACUCCAACACCGACUACAGAGAUGUACCUAUAAGUGUAUGCUUAACAAGGGCACGUCCC